CUCCUAAUAAUCGGAAUCAAAAUUCCGCCGAAUUUCAUCAAAAAGCAGAUAAAGUUCAAAAUUUGAAGCCUCCCCUGUUGUAAUGUAAUCAGCGAUCUCUGUUACAGUGAGAAAGAGAGAGAGAAAAGAAAAAGGGACGAUGCCGAUAAUGGCGGUUUCUGCUAUUGUAUUGGCCACCAUCACUUCUCUGCAUCUCAUCGCCUUCGUCCUCGCCGUCGGCGCCGAGCGCCGCCGCAGCACGGCCAAGGUUGUGCCGGAUGAGUACGACGAGCAGACGUACUGCGUGUACGGCACCGACGCGUCGACGGUGUACGGACUGUCGGCGUUCGGUUUGCUUCUGAUAAGCCAGACGGUGGUUAACGGCGUGACCAAGUGUCUGUGCUGUGGGAAAGGUUUAAUCAGCGGAUCAAAAACCACCGCCGUCGCCAUUUUCUUCUUCGUAUUCUCCUGGAUGGGGUUUGUGGGAGCGGAGAUUUGCCUGCUGGCGGGAUCGGCGAGGAACGCGUACCACACCAAGUACAGGGCGGCGUUCGGCGGGGAAAAUCUGUCGUGUGCGACGCUGCGGAAGGGGGUGUUCGCCGGCGCCGGCGCCAUGACGGUGGUGUCGUUGGUGGGGUCGGUUGUGUACUACGUGGCGCACUCGAGGGCCGACACCGGAGGAUGGGUGAAGCAGCGGCGGAAUGAGAAUGAGAAUGAUGGGCUGCCCAUGGCGGCGGCGCCUUACGAUCUGAAACAGAACGCCUAGGGUUUGGUUUUUGGUUUUUGAUUUAUUAUAUUAGAAAUCAGAGGGAAAGGGAAGUGUUUGGUUUUUGGUUGGUAGAGAAAAAGAGAGGGAAACUGUUAAUUAGUCAAAUCCACCUUUCUUUUUCUUUUUCUUUUUUGUUUUCUUUUUGGGUCUUUUGCUUUAUUUAUGUAUAUUUAGAUUUUAGGGUUGCUUUACGACAUUUGGGUCUCCAACGUUUGAUUCGUUCUCUGCUGUGAUGGUGCCAUUUGGCUGUGUUUAUGGUCUUUUUAUUUUUACAGUGAGACUCGUUUACUUAUCCGCAA
Molecule: messenger RNA, 1047 nt
Organism: Momordica charantia (bitter melon)
Lineage: Eukaryota; Viridiplantae; Streptophyta; Magnoliopsida; Cucurbitales; Cucurbitaceae
Source: RefSeq, a predicted model, not a curated record